GAGAAGGCCCCACACGGUGACUACGUACGUAAUGCGUCGUCUUGGCAUUUCUGUGUGCUUUCUCAGCGGUCACCACCGUCAAGCCAAAACACCUGCUGUGCUCACCCACCCCACCCACUCACUUUGAGAAGCUUUCGCUUUGCAAACUGGGAGUCCAGAUCUAGGGUCCGCAGCUUGCUCAGACCUCGAGUCGUUCGGGAAGCUCAGAAUAGACUUGAGACCUUCUUAUUGGGUCCGGAUUGCUUCGUAUUCAGGGCCCUAAGCUGUCUCGACACCCCGGCAACCCGUGUAGACCUUCGCAAAGAUCGAGCAUACGCUUCGUCAAAGUCGACUGACGGAAUGCUGUCAAUACUGCGUCCUGCCGAGCAGGACUCUCCGAACUCCGUAGCUCGCAGAACAUGCUCAAAGGCGUUGGGCAAGUUCAAAAUAGCGGGGUCGUUAGCUCUGCUAAGUGUGUGGGCUAGGACUGCUAGCGCUGUCGGGCUGUCAAACCCCGAAAACGUCCCACCGCUCCACUCCCGCGCCGAUGAAGCAAAGCCAGCAGCUAGCUUCAGUGCUGGGGUUGCCAGCCUAUUACAGUUUCGCAAGUCUGAUGUAAUGCUGGCGCAAACGUUUGACGGCAAAAUCUCGCGCAGUGAGAACCUCGGCGCCACGUGGAAUGAAGCCGUGAUGGAAGGAAAAGGACCUGUCCUCGGAAUGGGAUUGCACGAAACGCAGGACCGGUGGGCUUUCCUGUUCACGGAUAAGGAAAUCUAUUUGUCACAAGACGAAGCAAAGUCCGUCAAACAGAUCAACACCCCAGAACCAUACAACGGCCUCGGCAUGCCAUUCAUCGACUUUCAUCCCGAAAAAGCCGAAUGGUACACAUUUCUAGGGGGUGCCCGCCAAUGCGGGCAGGAUCUCAGAAAGCCCUGUUUCACGACGGCCUAUGUCACAAAAGACGACGGAAAAACGUGGGGAUCUGGCGGUCAACCGCGCCCCAUCGAGACUUGGGCCAACAAAUGUAUUUUCGCUCGGGAUGUUGGGUACAACGACGCGAGCAUUCCGGAAGAUGCCGUGUACUGCCUGAGUUAUAAGAACAAACACGGCACUGUGGGGCAGGACAUCCUGUCUCACUUUGGACCUGGCGAGAAUGCCCUGCAAUUGGUGGAGAUCACCAAUUACGAGAAGUCGGAAGUUCCCACGCGUCGCGUGCUUAUCGAACGAGGUGUAAGGGAGUUCUUCGUCGUCGCUGGAACGCUCGUCGUGGCGGUGGAAGACAACCAUGAGCUGAAGCUCAUGGUGUCGAAAAACGGCAAGGAGUUCAAGGCAGCGCGGUAUCCACCUGAUAUGGCUAUUCAAGGAGGCGAAUUCACAUUACUGCAAUCUGACAAAUCCGUUUUCCUCGAUGUUGUUCAAGGCCGGGUCAACACUCAGGGCACUUUGCUGAAAUCGGAUCAAGGUGGCGAAACGUUCCAGCCGAUUCUGCAUGAUACUCACCGAACGAAAGGGCGUGUCGACUACGAGCGGAUGCAGGGGAUCAACGGCACCAUCCUCGCCAACGUCGUUACAGACAGGAACCCAUUCUCACAAUCGGUCGCCAGUCGCAUGUCCUUUGACGAUGGUGCCACCUGGUCUGCCCUGGCUGCUCCCGCAAAGGACUCCGACUGUAAGGCCGAUCAGGGUUGUAAUCUUCACCUGUACUGCCAAGGCAACAUGCAGACACCGAUCCACAGGGUCGCCUCCGCCAUCCACUCCGAUCCGAACGCUCCAGGGCUCAUGAUUGCCGUAGGCAACGUCGGGAAGCGUCUUGAUGAGUACCGGGAUGGAAAUGUGUACCUCACGACUGAUGCCGGCCGAACGUGGGCUGAGAUUCACAAGGACGCCCACCGGUGGGCGGUGGGAAAUCAUGGUGGCACUAUUGUUCUUGUAAACGAUGAAGGGCCGACCAAUAAACUGGAGUAUACUACAGACUACGGACAGACGUGGAAGACCAAAAUAUUCGACCAAACGAUCCGUCUACAACUGCUGACCACCACCCCGACAUUGGACUCGGUCAGAUUCGCAGUGUUCGGGUCGCCCACGAACUCCUUUGACAAGAAAACGCUCGUUUACUCCUUUGAACUCGCCGAUACAGUUGGGAAAGACUGCUCCGAUGGCGACUUUGAAGGGUGGGCAUCGUCAGCGUCUAAAUGCACUCUGGGUCAGGACCUUCAGUUCCGCAGGAAGAAAGGGAUUUGCAAAAUUACGAAGGGUAGCGAAGUCUUCAGGGUUGCCAAAACGUGUCCUUGUGAAGACGCUGACUACGAAUGCGACUUUGGCUUCGAACUUUUGAAAGAUGGGAAAUGCGAUCUGAACGGACACCCCGACCCCAAUCAACCUUUGACGCGACCCAGUAAUGGAGAGUACAAAACUUCGUCAGGUUACCGCAAGAUUCUGGCCUCGAAAUGCGAACCCGAACUCAAGGGGAAGACCGACCCAGUCAAUAAGAAGUGGGACGGCAAAACCGGAAGCGGUGUUUCGAUAUCGGUGCUGAAAACCACGGGAACUUACAGGCAAUACUUCUAUUUCGACCGAACUCAUGUGAUGAUCCAACUGGUGUCUGGAGGCAAGUCAUCUCACUGGUUGAGUGAAGACGGCGGCAAGGUCUGGAAGCCUCUUCUGGACGGUAAGAAGAUCACCGCGGUUGCCCAGGAUCCCUUCCAUACAGAGCGUGCAUUUUUCCGCUCCGAGGCACCCGCGCAAGAGCUCUACGUCUUUGACAUCUCGGAUGGCUCACAGGUCAAAGAGAUCAAGGCGCCCUUCAAUGUCGAAGAGAUCGAUUCGUACCUACCCCUUCGCACCCACCCCACCGAGAAGGGGUGGUUGCUCUGGCUCAACAAAGAGGCGGAGAAGGGCCAAGCCAAGCGUCAGGCAUGGUACACGAAAAACUUUGGAUCGCAUUGGGACAAGAUUGAAGGUCUGCACGACGUUUAUAAGUGCGAGUGGGCAUAUACGAAAGAUUCCGGGAUGCAGGACAAGUCCGCCGUUCUUUGCGUUGACAGGGUCGCCCAGCCCGCUGGCCACAGCGUCCUGAUGAAGAUAUCCGAUAAAAAGAUUGUCUCAACCGCCAUGGAUGCCGUCUCGGAUUUCGCCGUGGUUGAAAAGUACAUCCUGGCCGUCAAACAAGACCCUAUUCGAAAAGAGGUCCUGAUUUACGUCUCGGAGGACGGAAACAACUGGGCUCGUGCGCAGUUCCCCGGCGACACGGUGCUGAAGCGGGGGUACACCCUUUUGGACAGCUCGUCUGGCAGUCUGUUUCUGGCAGUGUUUGAGGAUGAUGAUGCGUCGAGCAGAAAGGAGUACGCUUCGUUGUUUGUUGGGAACCGAAAUGCUACCGUUUAUGAGAAACGCAAGAGCAUGUUGCAUAUGAAUAGCAAAGGCUACACCGAUUUCGAGAAGAUGGCUGGCGUCGAGGGUAUUGCACUCAUGAACAUUGUCAACCUCGGUAUCCAUAGCGGUGGUGGUGAAAACGCCUUGCAGACUCAGCUUACGUUGGACGAUGGUGCUCAUUGGUCGUUUCUGCAGCCCCCAGCAGAAAGCAAGGAUCACCAGGCUUACUGCAAGGACUCGAAGUCAUUGGACGACUGCGCUCUACAUCUCAGCUCGUACACUUCUCGGCAAGACGUUCGCGACCAGUUUUCCGCCAAAACAGCGCCUGGCCUCAUCAUCGGAAAUGGCAAUGUGGGCAAAUCUUUGAACACGGCCAAGAGCUUACAUAACACUUACCUGAGUAGUGACGCCGGCCACACCUGGACGGAAAUUGCCAUGGGACCUCAUAAGUGGGAGUUUGGCGACCAGGGAGGUCUUAUCCUUCUGGUGGGCCAGAUGAAGCCGAUCUCGAGGGUGCAGCUUUCGCGGGAUUACGGUCGCACGUUCGAGGAGCAGGAUAUCACCAUCAAGGCCGGAGGCAAAAUGGCCGUACAUUAUAUGUUCUCGGAGCCCAGCGGUACCAGCACCGUAUUUGUCCUCGUCGGCGAGCUGGCGACUGGGGAAAGCGCGGUCGUUACUCUGGAUUUCACGGACCAAAUGAACUCGCUCAACGCGUGCAAGACGGAUCCGGGCGCCGGCGAUUCGGAUGUGGAAGCCUGGGCCCCUCAACGCCUGAGCCAGCCGAACGCCCCUGCCCCUACCGACCAAUGCUUCUUUGGCGAGAAGACUAUAAGAUACCGUCGGAAGCAGAACGCUGUUUGCCGCAUGGGCGACACGCCGAUCGCACCCGCAAAAAAACAGUGCGAGUGCACAGAAGCUGAUUUCGAGUGCGAGUAUAACCACGAGCGAGUGGACGGAAAGUGCGUGCUUUCCGCCAGCGCUGGCGGUCUCGUCCCUCAGGAAUGCAAGGACGGCCGGUUGUGGUCUACGGCUUACCGGUUGAAGACGGAAUCCAAGUGCCACGGUGGGCUUGAGCUCCACAAGGGAACAUUAGGCGCGUCCUGCGGGAAUAGGUCGCUUGGGUUUGGCAGCUGGUUCUUGGUCAUCUUGACGUCUGUUGGGGGUGCCGGUUUUAUCACGUGGGGAUUCGUCAACUAUCGCGAAAGGUUGUUUGGCCGGAUCAGACUUCCCGCCGACGACAAUACAGAAACUUCUACAUUCGGCCGCUCCCGCGGUUCAGGCCUCAACGGCGCCCUCCUCACCGUCGUCUCCGUCGGCGUCGGCAUCGCCGAGAUCAUUGCUGAGAAAACCGGGCACGCCUGGGAAUGGGUGCGAGUUCGCUGGCUGGGCCGCCGCGACCACGGAUACCAACCGGUGGGCGGCGACCAUGGAGGCAGUGAUUCAUUCGCCUCCGGCCCGUUUGCGGGUGGGUUCCCGGGUGGGAGAGGGGCGCAUGAGUAUGGAGGGGAUGAUGAUGCCUUGUUGGAUUUUGAGGAUUAUUGAGCGAUCGGUUGGGAGCUUGGAAGUGAGGUCAUCGGUCAUGUCCCAAGCUCCAAGCUAUGAAGCUCAUCAGGUUGUAUAGUAGCUCAGAUUGUACCAUAGUUUUAUAGAUCGGUUUCUUGUGUGCGCUUGGUUUCCUCCACUAGCGUUUGAUGCCGCAAAAUGUGCUCCUUUGCCAAGGAAAUA
Fimicolochytrium jonesii is the source of this 5076-nucleotide messenger RNA. RefSeq lists its product as uncharacterized. NCBI's taxonomy places the organism in Eukaryota, Fungi, Chytridiomycota, Chytridiomycetes, Spizellomycetales, Powellomycetaceae. The record is from RefSeq and is a predicted model, not a curated record. Gene Ontology annotation, biological process: Golgi to endosome transport; Golgi to vacuole transport; protein targeting to vacuole. The transcript has 7 exons. Bases 340 to 4893 code for a protein of 1517 amino acids. Gene Ontology annotation, cellular component: membrane; Golgi apparatus. Gene Ontology annotation, molecular function: protein binding.